AUGCAGAAUGUUGCGGAUUCGUUUGCGAAUUCUGUGAACUUUGCAGUAGAAAUGGAUGGAAUCUUGUCUUUUCACGCCAAUUAUGAGAGUAGUUUCUACAACCUGGACCAGACCGCUGUCACUAUUAACAACCUCGGAAAAUUAACAGUGGACUACUGUGGAACACGCAAUAUUGACAUCGUUCAAUGCGCAGCCGAAAACACAGGGCGACGCAGCGUUUGA
Messenger RNA from Phytophthora nicotianae INRA-310, 222 nucleotides. RefSeq lists its product as hypothetical. The record is from RefSeq and is a predicted model, not a curated record. The transcript has 2 exons. The coding region runs from base 1 to 222 and encodes 73 amino acids. Lineage: Eukaryota; Oomycota; Peronosporomycetes; Peronosporales; Peronosporaceae.